GAAAAGACGUAUUUUGAGCAACAGCGGGAGGAAUUGAUAGGCGAGAUUGCUAUGAGCUUUGAACACGUGCUGGCCAACAUCAACAAGCUGAACCGGUCACUCGAGGCCGUCAUUGCGGUGGGUAAUGAGUUCUCAUCCGUCGAAGCGCUGUGGUCGCAAUUCGAAAAUGUCAUAGCCAAAGACGAGCCCGAGGAG
This is a messenger RNA of Parathielavia appendiculata, 195 nucleotides long. Its product is annotated as DASH complex, subunit Dad1. Gene Ontology annotation, cellular component: DASH complex; mitotic spindle; spindle microtubule. Gene Ontology annotation, molecular function: microtubule plus-end binding. The annotation marks the transcript as partial. The transcript is spliced from 3 exons. The record is from RefSeq and is a predicted model, not a curated record. Lineage: Eukaryota; Fungi; Ascomycota; Sordariomycetes; Sordariales; Chaetomiaceae.